Orussus abietinus is the source of this 566-nucleotide messenger RNA. RefSeq lists its product as uncharacterized. The coding region runs from base 36 to 566 and encodes 176 amino acids. The record is from RefSeq and is a predicted model, not a curated record. The transcript has 3 exons. NCBI's taxonomy places the organism in Eukaryota, Metazoa, Arthropoda, Insecta, Hymenoptera, Orussidae.
CACUGUUAAAGGGCAAUGGUAAUCCAGUGCCUAUCAUGUGUAUCAGUCUCAAUACCACAGCCACGGAAGAAGUAAUGCUACAUACGGCUACACUUGCAAGAAGACACAUGGAAAUUAGUUUCCUGGGCUCUAAUUUGCAAUCGCAUAGCUCGGAUCAGUGCGCUUGGUUAGAUAACAAAAUCCUUGCCAUGACAAAAGGAGGCGUUUGCCUUAUCGGUAAUUGGGCUGACUUAUCUCCAUCGCAAAAGAAGAUCACCUUAAAUCGUUUGGAACAAAACGCUGUUGAAACGAGCACAAAAAUGAAUGAUCCUGCCUCGAUCCAGUCACGGAGUUUAAUUGGACCUGCCAUAUGGACCUUCUGGAAUUAUUUAAACAAUGAAAAACAAUGCGACACUCUUAAGCGACUAGCAAACGUGUUCGGUGCACCUUUUCUUGCACAUCAAGAUGAUAAUGAAGAUUGCUUGAAAUCACGUGUAGCAUUGACGAUCUCUAGAAGCAAUGGAAAGGCGGAAGAUUCCUUGUCUCGAUAUAUUUUCUCCAAUCUCAGCCAAGUAUACUACCUCUAG